This is a messenger RNA of Oncorhynchus nerka (sockeye salmon), 1840 nucleotides long. RefSeq names its product reticulon-3-like. The record is from RefSeq and is a predicted model, not a curated record. The coding region runs from base 134 to 748 and encodes 204 amino acids. Gene Ontology annotation, cellular component: endoplasmic reticulum membrane. The transcript is spliced from 7 exons. Lineage: Eukaryota; Metazoa; Chordata; Actinopteri; Salmoniformes; Salmonidae.
UUCCACUGGAUGUCUUAAGGUGAACGCACCAAUUUGUAAGUCGCUCUGGAUAAGAGCGUCUGCUAAAUGACUUAAAUGUAAAUGUAGUGUGGCGACGAAUGGAUUCGGUUCUGAUCAGCACUUCCAGCUAGAAAUGCUGGCUACUGGCAGCAGCAUGGCACUACUUACUUGUCAAAUGAUGGAGCUGGUGUACUGGCGGGACCCCAAGAAGUCUGCGGUGGCCUUUGGCAUGUCCCUGCUGGUCCUUCUGUCCCUGGCCAUCUUCAGCAUCAUCAGUGUGUUGUCCUACCUGCUGCUUGCCCUGCUCUGUGUCACAAUCACCUUCCGCAUCUACAAGUCUGUCAUUCAGGCAGUGCAGAAGUCUGGAGAGGGCCACCCCUUCAAGGGUCUGAUGGAACAGGACCUAACUGUUGGGCCUGAGACUUUCCGUAAAUAUGUGGAUGUGUUUCUGACCUAUGUGAACCGAGCCGUUAAACAGAUCAAACACUUGCUGCUGGUGGAGGACCUGGUGGACUCACUGAAGCUGGCUGGUUUUAUGUGGCUGAUGACAUAUGUGGGAGCUGUCUUCAAUGGUAUCACAAUCCUCAUACUGGCUGAUGUCAUCUUAUUCAGCACGCCUCCGGUUUAUGACAAAAAUAAAACCCAGAUUGAUAAAUACAUUGAACUGAUUCGCACCAGAGUUGAAGUCACACUUGCAAAGCUUCAAGAUAAACUUCCAGGGGCACUGAAGCGUACCAAAGCAGAGUGAUUGUCCAUGACCCCUAUUCAACAACUGCGCUCUCCCUAAUUCUGCAACUUCAGUCCUACCCUUUCAAAUGCAUUCCCAGCGUCAAACCUGUGGCCAAGUCAUCGCUCAAUAUUCAAUGUACCGUAACUAACUUGCAUAGAGUGCAAUGCUUGUAUUUGUUGUUGGAGUCAGACACAUUCUGAAUAACUCAAUAUGUAGUUGUUACAUCCAUUUUGUGACUUAUAAAUUAAUGAUAUGUACCCAUUAAUUAUUGAAGAAUAUAAUGUAUAAAUGCCUCAUGAGCUUAGUUCAAUUGUCGUACCCCAUCAGAACCUGAAAUAUAAACUUGUUUUACUCCAAUGUUUGUAAACAAAGUAAAUGGAAACUAACACUUUAGCCUCAAAGCAUUGGUUUUUGAUUUGAUUUGAUUGGUAGAACUAUCAUUUUGAUAUCAUGGAUGGUUUGUACUUGUAACCACUGUCAAAGUCAUAGACAGCGAUAUGGAUGCAUUUCUCCAACCCCAUAUCUCAUCUUUUUAACGAAACGGUGGAAAGCGCUUGGUUUCAACUACUGAUUGGGGCUUUAACAGAUUCCUGAUUGAGGCAGGGGGUUUAAAUCAGAACUUUUAAUUAUUUCAAGGAUACAGAAUGGUGUAUAGUGUUUUUUAAGCAAAUGUUUGUACACUAAUCUGGUUUGUUUUGUUUUUUGAGGCAAAAGUAAUUUGUUGGUGUGGUUUGUGAAUUGGCAUAAAAUAAAGAUUUUUUUUUUAAACUUUAUUUAUGAAAGAACUCAAAGCUGGGAUCCAGAUUAGGUGAGACUGCACCACUGGUGCCCCAGGUGUCUCCGUUAUGGAUUUUUAAACUGGGCAGAGAAGCAUUCUGAGUCGUGGUAAUAAAGAAAGUGACCCUCUGCUGUUCUAUCAUGUGUGCAAUGAUGUCUGAUGGGGGGGGGGGGAAUUAAUUGUUUGACGUAAUGUCUUUGUUUGGAGGGGGCACUCAACCUUUUCGGCAUCAUCUCAGUUCAUCCUAAAGACACUUGUUUGCUAUCUGCACUGAGUAUUUUGCAAGCAAGUCCUCAAACUUGAAAUAAAAAUGAAAGAAACCGUCGCAACAA